GGCCGUGCCGGCCUGGCCCGUUGGUCAUCUCCUACCUCCACCGCCGCCGCCAGCUUCCUCCGCUGUCCCCCAAUUCCGCUGCGCCGCCACCGACGAAACCCAAACCUGCCCCUCCCCCAAAUCUCGCAGCUUGCCCCGUCGCCUCCUGCCCUUCGGACCUAGGCAUCCUGCCGCGGGCGGCGGAAUGCCUGCGGGUAAAUCGCGCAGGGGAGCGCCGGCCGCAGCUCCGGGGAGCGGCGGCGACCGCAUCGGCGCCCUCCCGGACGAGAUCCUGCACCGUGUCCUCUCCUUCCUCCCCGCGCAGCAGGCCGUGCAGACCUGCGUGCUCGCCCGGCGCUGGCUUGACCUCUGGAAGUCCGCCACCGGCCUGCGCAUCGUCGGCGCCGACGGCAAGGAGCCGGCCCCCUUCGGGGAGGUCCGGGAGUUCGUGGACAGCCUCCUGCUCCUCCGCGGACGCUCGCCUCUUGAGACAUUCGAGAUCAGGGUCGCGGGAGACGUCGUCGACGUUCGCCACUUGCGGCUCUGGGUCAGGUACGGCACGAUGUGCAACGCCCAGGUGCUCCGGCUCAAGGUCCAUGGGGAAGCCCCUGCUUUCCUUCGGUUGGAGGACCCGGCCCUCGCCUCCAGACACCUGACCAAAAUAGUGCUUCGUGGCCUGGUGUUUAACAACGAUUUUCUUGACUUCUCGAGAUGCCCCGUGUUGCAAGACCUUAAGAUCAAAGACAGCAGCUUCAUGCAUGCUGAAAGGAUCUCAUCCUUGUCCUUAAAGCGUCUAAACAUUACAGGCAUGUUCAACGAGAGUUCCCGCACCCGAAUUCACACCCCAAAUCUUGCUUCACUGGAGCUAGUAGUCACUGGAGGAAGAAUUCCUAAAAUUGAGAGCAUGCCCUUGUUGGUUUCGGCAGGUGUAGAAAUCGCAGAAACUUGUGACUGUUGCAGACGUUCUAACAAUGGUGACUGUGAUGAUGAAAAUUGCAUAGGUUGCAUACUAAAAGACACUUCGUCUGUGUUUUUGCAUGGUAUCUCACAAGCAAAAUCAUUGGAGUUGGGAGCAGGUGCUGAAGUGUUUAUUUUCAGGAGGGACUUGAAAUGGUGCCCUAUUUUUAGUCGGUUAAAGACUUUGAAACUCACUGAGCACUACGUACAUGCACUAUCAUGUAUUCUUAAACAUUCACCAGUUUUAGAGAGCCUCAAGCUUUAUCUUCUUGUAUUCAACAAGGGAUUCAAAGGUAAUGUGAAAAUGAGUGGAAGGUUCAAUCCAACUGAGCUCCCAUCCACUAUAUCACCACACCUUAAGAGUGUUAAAGUCCGAUGCGCAACAGUUGACAGAAGAGUUCUUAAAGUUUUGGAGUUCCUGAGUAAACUUAACAUCAGUCCAUGCACCGCCAGCACGGCAUGGCUGCUCCUCAGCUCGGAUCCACGAGCCUGCGCCACCACUGGUGUUGCUCCUUCCAGUCAACGUGACAUCAUUUUGGGGAAUAUGACGUAUCGACGUGUCCGAUACAUGUGUUGGAAUCGGUGCAACGUAGGCUGCAGUUUGGUUUCAGUUUCAAUGGGAAGAAGCGGAAAGCAGGAGGCAAAACUUCUACCACUUGAUUCUGUUCAAAAACUAGUUGCAUCAGCGGAAGCACUGACAACUGAAGAACGCCGCGCUUUGCCUGUGGGAUUGUUUUCUGUUCCACUUGUUGACCCAGUUAAGAGUUUGGCCUUCUCGAUUAUCUAGCUGGACAUGGUAUGUUUCUUUCAGGCGAAGCACUGAUAUAACCAGGAAAUUAGACACGCCAAUUUAGUUGCUGGGAUUGCGUUUCAGUGACACCUGCUAGUUACGGUUCGGUAGGAAGUCUGUUCCAGUUUUGUUGCUGACCUGGUACUUCAUUCGUGAUGCGCAAGUGGUGGCCAAUGAUGUUGGGAUUGAAAAUUUGGAGUUAUGUGUGCGCAUGUCGCUUCCUGUUUC
Molecule: messenger RNA, 1954 nt
Organism: Panicum virgatum (switchgrass)
Lineage: Eukaryota; Viridiplantae; Streptophyta; Magnoliopsida; Poales; Poaceae
Product: F-box/LRR-repeat protein At4g14103-like
Exons: 6
Coding region: 185-1723 (512 amino acids)
Molecular function (GO): protein binding
Source: RefSeq, a predicted model, not a curated record